AACCCCACGGGAUCCGACUUUCAAAGCGUUGAUGACGUUCUAUGAUACAGCAAAUAAUGUCUCCAGGCACAGAACGCGAAAGCUCCUACAUUCCAGCGGCCUACGGUAACAGCUGUCAAGCCUGCGCCCAUGCCAAAUGCAAGUGCUUUUACCAACCAGGAGGGACGGCCUGCGAGCGGUGUUCCCGGCUUGGUAAGCGGUGUGAACCCGGAACCACCAGCCGCAAGCGUAAAGCUGAAGGUUCUCAUCACCAACUACCAACACCAAAACCUUUGACCACGCCUUCGAGGUUGGAGGAUAAGCUCGACGACUUGGUAUCACUACUACGUACCCAAGUCGAAAAACAAGCCACCCAUUCCCAGUCGUCACAUCCAUCAACUGUGGAAAGCACGCCGUCAAGUAUUGGACCGGUCACAGUUACCGAUUAUCAGCCGGAAGUGGUGGUUGACAUCGAGAACAAUUAUGUGCAACUGUUGAGGCCCAUAGGCCCAUCCACAACGAGGUCACCUGUCCAAGAAGAUGUCGCAAUUCAUCAUAUACCGGAUCUCAAAUCGAAUGAGCAAUUAGCCACCUUUCGUCGAGCGUUUCUACCAAUGUUCCCUUUCGUACACAUUCCUAGUUCCCUAAACGCAAGCGAGCUCCGUCGUGCGAAACCUUUCCUGUGGCUGAACAUCAUGGCUCUGACAACAAUGAUAGUCUCACAGCAGUUUGCGAUAGAGGAGACGAUAUGGAAGAUCAUCUCGCAACGAAUUGUUGUGCAGCACUUCGCAGAUCUGGAUUUAUUGCUUGGACUAAUUUGCUUUGCUUCUUGGUCUCACUAUUUCAAGAAAGAGAAACCGUUCAUGACCAUGCUCGCUCAGCUGGCUGUCUCGCUCUCACUUGAAUUAGGCUUACACACAGAAGUUCCUGCCAAAUAUGAAAGGGUUUCUAAACCACCUCAGACUAAGGAUCAGCAACCUAAGCGCCGUUCGUUGGAAGAGCGACGCACCAUGUUAGCCGUGUUUCAUUUGACAUCUGCUACAUGGGCCGCCUAUCGAAAGACAGAGCCUUUGAAAUGGAGCCCUUACCUCGAUUCCUGCUUACGCAUCAUCUCCGGCGAUGGGGCUCAGAAUGAAACCCGACUAGAUGCCGUCUUAGCUGCGCAAAUAAAAUGUCAUUUCAUCACCAACGAGUUGCUUUCAGAUAGCCAUGACGACACGAGGUUGACCACGGAUGCUGUACGGAGAUCUCCUAUGUUGACUACGGCCUUGCUAAGACAACUCAACGAUAUACAGCAGAGCCUACCGGUAGAGGCGCGCUCAUUAAAUACUGUUCAACUAUAUAUCUACAACUCUGAACUCUCAAUACGAGAGUACGUGUUACGGAAGCCAAUCAACAAGAUGGCAACAGCCGAUAUGCAGAGGUUGAAAGAUCUUGACUCUUGCCUAACAGCUGUUGAAGGUUGGCUGUGCGCCUUCACUGAGUUGCCUCUAGUUGACGCGAUUGGCACUCAUGUUGACAACUUCACACAAUUUCUUCACAGCAUCGUCGUGCUUUUCAAACUGUCAACCUUAGAAGAAGCUGGGUGGGAUCUUGAGGAAGUGAGAAGCCGCGCUGAUAUUUUCGGAAUUUUGGACUCUACAAGUCGACAGAUCGAAGGCAUUGUGGAUGUCAAUGGAAUGGUGGAUGCGGAUGGCCCACGGAGCGGUCUUUUCUUCAAAGCCAAAUAUCUGUGGCGGGCCAUCAAGGCUCUACUCCAGGCCGAAAUGCCUGCACAUCUGAGCAAGUCUGCGGACGCUGACAACGGAGAUGCACCCGCCACACUGGUGGAGGAAAUUCCGAUGGAUGAUUUCAUGAUGAAUCUUGCUUACGAGCCGUGGUUAUCGGACAUAUUUAUUGACGACUGGGCACCGGCCAUGUCCUUCGAAAUGCCUCUGGAGGGGUAUGAUAGCAGAUAACAACUCAAAGUGGCAUGAUAAAAAAGGUUAUGUCACACUUUCUUGCCAAAGAACACAAUACAAAAAGAUGUUGUGUAGCUUGGCGACAAACGGGUAUAAGAUUUCCGAACAGUUGCCUGGUAUUAUUACUACUACAAGCAGUACAUAGGAGGGCAGAUCUAAAUCCAUGACAUGUACUUGAACUUCGUCUCGAGGGCUCAAUUUCAGUAACUUUCCCCAUCUCCGAUAUAAUACCACGUUAUCGAAGUGACAAGUCGUAGG
Messenger RNA from Truncatella angustata, 2198 nucleotides. RefSeq lists its product as uncharacterized. The transcript has 6 exons. Gene Ontology annotation, biological process: regulation of DNA-templated transcription. The record is from RefSeq and is a predicted model, not a curated record. NCBI's taxonomy places the organism in Eukaryota, Fungi, Ascomycota, Sordariomycetes, Amphisphaeriales, Sporocadaceae. Gene Ontology annotation, molecular function: transcription cis-regulatory region binding; DNA-binding transcription factor activity, RNA polymerase II-specific. The coding region runs from base 42 to 1937 and encodes 631 amino acids. Gene Ontology annotation, cellular component: nucleus.